AAAAAAAUCUCUUAUCAAUUUUUCGACAACUGCUAUUAUCCCGUUAACAAUAUUUAAGUUUGACCACAUUCAAUGGCACAACAGACUACAGAGUAUAGAUAUUUAAACCACAACUCCACAAGACAGUAAUUAGUAAUAACUUACAGUAUAAUGUCUAUGAUUUAAACGAUUUUUAAAUUUAUUUACAUUUUACAUUAUGUGUAUAUAAAUAAGUAUUUAGUAGUUAUACAUAAUAUUGUAACAAUUUCUUUAAAAUUAUAAUCGGUUAUUCUCCAAUCUCCAUAAAUGGAACCAUUAGAUCCCUAUGAUAAUCCCAUAAAAUGUAUUUUUGUUUGCCACUUUCAUCACACCGCUGGACCAAAAAUUUUGUGUCAGGUGCCAAAGGAUUUUAUGAGCAAGGAUACAUUUGAGACAGUCAGUGUUUACAUGAUACCAAAAGGCCAACUUCAAAAAUUUAUAAUUACCAUAACAACAAGGGACAACAAAAUUUUGGGUUAUCCAAUACAAAUUAAUGACCAAAAAUAUCUUCGUAAUGCAUACUAUUUUAAUUUGUGCUUUGUUUGUGAUCAUAAUUCUCAUACAUUACAUUAUGAACCCAUUGUAAAAAAAUUAUCUUCUUUUUUGUUAAACUUAGAAAUAGAAGAUAAUUUUCUUUCUAAAAGUGACCAAUCGGAAAAGACUCAAGAAGAAUUAUUAUGUCUUAUGAGUAAAGUAAUGGAUGAUUUAAACCUGUACAAAAGAUGUACAUUGAUAGCACGGCAGUCAAUUAUUUAUUUAAAUGUCAUUGAAGUUUCAUGUAAUCCACCUACUCCAUUGGAUUUUGAUGUUCCGUUACCAGUAUCUGAAAUAGAUCUUUUAGAUGAACAGUGGGAUUUAACUACCAGACAAGUAGCUCCUUUUAUUGAUGGAGUAAAUCAUGUAUGCAAAAUUUCCGAACUUUCUAAAUUGGAUAUUGAAGUGGUUGCUGCAUGUAUUCAAAAUUUAGUUUAUUGUAAUGCUGUUUCAUUAGUAGACCUAUUUCGUUAUAGUAACAUGUAUGUAUGUACUACUAAAAUUGGACAACUUGCAAGGAAUAAAAGUCGUUAUGAUGAAGCAAUUAGUGCUAUAUCACGACCUAGUGGACCAAAAGCCACAUUCAAGGACAUAUUUACUGUGUUCUCUGCAAUGAGACAAGGAUCACGGUUUAUUGAUGUCUGUUUAAGGUUUAAUCCAGUCUCAAUAAAUAUUGAUGAAAGAAAUUUAGUACUCUAUGGUCUUGCCAACGGCUACAUUCGCCAGUUGAGAAAGUAUCCUGUGGUAUUAAAAGAAAAAGAUGUUGAAAAAACAUAUAUGGGGAGCUACUAUAAUGGCCUAAACUCACUCAAUAUAAUUAGCUGUUUUACAAACUCAGAUGUAUAUCAUUUGGAUGAAGAAAUUGAAAGGGAUAUAAGAAUAGUAUCAGUAUGGAAAUAACUUAAAACUGUUAUGUUAAAAAUAUGUUAAGUAAAAAAAAAGAAUUUUCAUUGUAAAUAGAAAUUAAAUGUAUAUAAUAUUAUUGUAAAUUAUUUAUUAUUGUUUGGUAUACUCAAAAAAAUAUAAGAAAAUUGAAUUAAUU
Molecule: messenger RNA, 1594 nt
Organism: Metopolophium dirhodum (rose-grain aphid)
Lineage: Eukaryota; Metazoa; Arthropoda; Insecta; Hemiptera; Aphididae
Gene: Nprl2
Product: GATOR1 complex protein NPRL2
Exons: 9
Coding region: 286-1452 (388 amino acids)
Biological process (GO): positive regulation of autophagy; negative regulation of TORC1 signaling; cellular response to amino acid starvation
Cellular component (GO): vacuolar membrane; GATOR1 complex
Molecular function (GO): GTPase activator activity
Source: RefSeq, a predicted model, not a curated record